Gossypium arboreum is the source of this 990-nucleotide messenger RNA. RefSeq lists its product as uncharacterized. NCBI's taxonomy places the organism in Eukaryota, Viridiplantae, Streptophyta, Magnoliopsida, Malvales, Malvaceae. The record is from RefSeq and is a predicted model, not a curated record. The transcript has a single exon. The coding region runs from base 1 to 990 and encodes 329 amino acids.
AUGGAACUUGUAGACGAUGAAGAUAUGGAGACAAUGGUCGCUCUUUACUGCCAUAGCAACCAAAAUGCACCGAUUCACUUAUUUGCUGAGUUAGCUGUUGUGGAGUCAACAGAAGAUCCAACUCCAUUAGGUGAAGAAGAUAGACCUCAAGAGCCGUGUAUGGUGGUUCCGAUAUCAUACGUUGGUAGUCAAUCAACUACACAUAGGAUCGACAUUGAUCUUAAUGCAACACCCGAGAUUGAUGUGGGUGAUGAUGAUGUAUACCGAAGUAGUGAUCCUUCUGAUUAUGAAGUCGAUAUUGAUAGUGAUCCCGACAUGGAUGAUGUCCCAAAUGAUAUUGACGAUGAAGGCGUGAAUGAGGAUGGAAACAUUAAUGCGUCUUUAGUCAGGAACCAGAUCCAUCGUAUUGUGAUACACAAUAAUCCUGAGGCACACAUAUCUCAGAUAGACCCCGAUUCAACACAUGCAGCCGAGUUCCCGGAGUACCCUGAGAUACUACCCGCUCACCAGAUGGCCAUAUAUUCUGAUCCUGAGGAGUUGUUCGUGGGCCAGAGAUUCAAAAGUAAGGAAGAGUGCCUAUUUGCCAUUAAGCGGUAUAGUAUAAAUAUAUCAGUGGACUACAAAGUCGUCGAGUCUAAACUGACAUUAUAUAUUGGAGAGUGUUGGAAGUCGGCAGAAGGCUGCAAUUGGAGGAUACGAGCUGCAUUUAUCCAGAAGUCUCAGAUGUGGGAGAUACAAAAAUUUGUUGGGCCUCACACAUGUACUUCAACACGAAUGACAGAAGAUCAUCAAAAACUUGAUUCGAAAACUAUUUGUACAUGCAUCAUGCCAAUGGUUGAAGACAUGCCGACCAUUAAAGUUUCGAUAUUAAUUGCCGAAAUGCAGGCACGAUUCCAGUAUCGAGUAUCAUACCGAAAGGCAUGGAUAGCUAAACAGAUGGCAAUGGAGCAAUUGUACGGAAAUUUCGAUGCAUCGUCCAAUGAGUUAUAG